Onychostruthus taczanowskii (white-rumped snowfinch) is the source of this 7182-nucleotide messenger RNA. It is a transcript of the gene STAG2, whose product is annotated as stromal antigen 2. Gene Ontology annotation, molecular function: chromatin binding. Bases 318 to 4106 code for a protein of 1262 amino acids. The transcript has 34 exons. Lineage: Eukaryota; Metazoa; Chordata; Aves; Passeriformes; Passeridae. Gene Ontology annotation, biological process: sister chromatid cohesion. The record is from RefSeq and is a predicted model, not a curated record. Gene Ontology annotation, cellular component: chromatin; cohesin complex; nucleus.
CAUUCGCCCGCGAGCCGCCGAGCAGCGAACACCCCAAACAAUCCCCAGCGCCGCCGCCAAAUUAAAUAACCCCGACCCGCCCGCGCCCCGCGCCCCCUCCGCGCCCACAGCCCGGCACCGACCGGGACGGGCGCGCAGCCGGCGAGCCGCGCCGGGGAUACGGGAGCGGAGCUGCGCGCCGGGGCCUCCUCGCUGCCUACGCCGACACUGGGCAAGAAGUUAUCUGCUACAAAGGAAGAAAGAAAAGUAAGCUUGCACUUCAGACUGCUUUUUGAAUAUCUUUCUAAUACAGUGGUGUUCCAGAAGAUGAUAAAGAAAUGAUAGCAGCUCCAGAAAUACCAACUGAUUUUACUCUCCUUCAGGAGUCUGAGACACACUUCUCUUCUGAUACAGACUUUGAGGAUAUUGAAGGAAAAAACCAAAAACAAGGCAAAGGCAAAACCUGUAAAAAAGGAAAAAAAGGACCAGCAGAGAAGGGAAAAAGUGGAAACGGAGGAGGGAAACCCGGUGGUCCGAAUCGUAUGAAUGGACAUCACCAACAGAAUGGUGUGGAAAACAUGAUGCUCUUUGAAGUAGUUAAAAUGGGCAAGAGUGCUAUGCAGUCUGUAGUGGAUGACUGGAUAGAGUCAUACAAACAUGACCGAGAUAUAGCCCUGCUUGAUCUCAUUAACUUCUUUAUUCAGUGUUCAGGCUGCAAAGGAGUUGUUACAGCAGAGAUGUUCCGACAUAUGCAGAAUUCUGAAAUAAUCCGAAAAAUGACUGAAGAAUUUGAUGAGGAUAGUGGAGAUUAUCCACUAACUAUGGCUGGCCCCCAGUGGAAAAAGUUCAAAUCCAGUUUUUGUGAGUUCAUUGGAGUACUCGUCCGACAAUGUCAGUAUAGCAUCAUAUAUGAUGAGUAUAUGAUGGAUACUGUCAUUUCCCUGCUGACGGGGCUGUCAGACUCACAAGUCAGAGCGUUUCGGCACACUAGCACGCUGGCAGCCAUGAAACUCAUGACUGCUUUAGUGAAUGUGGCAUUAAAUCUAAGUAUUAACAUGGACAAUACACAGCGGCAGUAUGAAGCAGAACGAAAUAAAAUCAUUGGGAAACGAGCUAAUGAUAGGCUGGAACUCUUACUACAGAAGAGAAAGGAGCUUCAAGAAAAUCAGGAUGAGAUAGAAAACAUGAUGAAUGCAAUAUUUAAAGGUGUUUUUGUGCAUAGAUAUCGAGAUGCAAUUGCUGAAAUAAGAGCCAUCUGCAUUGAGGAGAUUGGAAUAUGGAUGAAAAUGUACAGUGAUGCCUUCCUCAAUGACAGCUACUUAAAAUAUGUGGGGUGGACUAUGCAUGACAAGCAAGGAGAAGUAAGACUCAAAUGCCUAACUGCUUUGCAAGGGCUUUACUAUAAUAAGGAGCUUAAUUCCAAAUUGGAACUCUUCACCAGUCGGUUCAAGGAUAGAAUUGUGUCUAUGACUCUUGACAAAGAAUAUGAUGUUGCAGUCCAAGCAAUAAAAUUACUCACUCUUGUUUUACAGAGUAGUGAAGAAGUUCUGACUGCAGAAGACUGUGAAAAUGUCUACCACCUGGUUUAUUCAGCUCAUCGGCCAGUAGCAGUUGCCGCAGGGGAAUUUCUUUAUAAAAAGCUUUUCAGCCGCAGAGAUGCUGAAGAUGAUGGAAUACUGAAAAGGAGGGGAAGACAAAGUCCAAAUGCUAAUCUUGUGAAGACAUUAGUGUUUUUCUUUUUGGAAAGUGAAUUGCAUGAACAUGCUGCUUAUCUUGUGGACAGCAUGUGGGACUGUGCAACAGACCUCUUGAAGGACUGGGAAUGUAUGAACAGUCUUCUGCUGGAGGAGCCUCUCAAUGGAGAAGAACCUUUAACAGACAGGCAGGAAAGCGCACUGAUUGAAAUCAUGCUUUGUACCAUUCGGCAAGCGGCUGAAUGUCAUCCUCCGGUGGGAAGAGGAACGGGGAAAAGGGUGCUGACAGCAAAGGAAAAGAAAACCCAGCUGGAUGACAGGACAAAAAUUACUGAGCUUUUUGCGGUGGCACUUCCUCAGUUGCUAGCAAAGUAUUCUGUAGAUGCAGAAAAAGUCACCAACUUGCUGCAGUUGCCACAGUACUUUGAUUUGGAAAUUUAUACAACGGGGCGAUUAGAAAAGCAUUUGGAUGCCUUACUGCGACAAAUUCGGGAUAUUGUGGAGAAGCACACAGAUAUAGAUGUUUUGGAAGCCUGUUCAAAAACCUACCAUGCUCUCUGUAAUGAAGAAUUCACAAUUUUUAACAGGGUUGACAUUGCAAGAAGUCAGUUAAUAGAUGAAUUGGCAGACAAGUUUAAUCGACUUCUUGAGGACUUCCUGCAAGAGGGGGAGGAACCUGAUGAAGAUGAUGCAUAUCAAGUCUUGUCAACACUGAAGAGAAUCACUGCUUUUCACAAUGCUCAUGACCUAUCAAGAUGGGACUUGUUUGGCUGCAACUACAAGCUAUUGAAAACUGGCAUUGAAAAUGGAGACAUGCCAGAGCAGAUUGUUAUUCAUGCACUGCAGUGUACUCAUUAUGUAAUCCUUUGGCAGCUAGCAAAAGUUACUGAAAGCAGUUCCACAAAGGAGGAUCUUCUACGUCUAAAGAAGCAGAUGAGAGUGUUCUGUCAAAUCUGUCAACACUACCUGACCAAUGUAAAUACUGCUGUUAAGGAACAGGCUUUCACAAUUCUGUGUGAUGUGUUGAUGAUCUUCAGCCAUCAGAUUAUGACAGGAGGACGUGACAUGUUGGAGCCACUUGUUUACACUCCUGAUUCUUCCUUGCAAUCUGAACUACUCAGUUUUAUUUUAGAUCAUGUCUUCAUUGAUCAGGAUGAUGAUAAUAAUAGUGCGGAUGGACAGCAGGAUGAUGAAGCCAGCAAAAUUGAAGCGUUGCACAAAAGAAGAAACCUGCUUGCAGCUUUCUGUAAGCUCAUUGUGUACACUGUGGUGGAAAUGAACACAGCCGCGGACAUUUUCAAGCAAUACAUGAAGUAUUACAAUGACUAUGGUGAUAUUAUUAAAGAAACAAUGAGUAAAACAAGACAGAUAGACAAAAUCCAGUGUGCUAAAACACUUAUUCUUAGUUUGCAGCAGCUCUUCAAUGAAAUGAUUCAAGAAAAUGGUUAUAAUUUUGACAGAUCAUCACCAACAUUCAGUGGCAUAAAGGAACUUGCUCGACGUUUUGCUUUAACAUUUGGAUUGGAUCAGUUGAAAACAAGAGAAGCUAUUGCUAUGUUACACAAGGAUGGCAUAGAAUUUGCUUUUAAGGAGCCUAAUCCACAAGGUGAGAGCCACCCACCAUUAAAUUUGGCAUUUCUCGAUAUUCUCAGUGAGUUCUCCUCGAAACUUCUCAGACAAGACAAAAGAACAGUGUAUGUUUACUUGGAGAAGUUCAUGACCUUUCAGAUGUCUCUACGAAGAGAAGAUGUGUGGCUUCCUCUCAUGUCCUACCGAAACUCUUUGUUAGCCGGUGGGGAUGAUGAUACCAUGUCAGUGAUCAGUGGAAUCAGUAGUCGAGGAUCUACAGUAAGAAAUAAGAAGACAAAGCCAGCAACAGGCAAGCGGAAAGUACCCGAAGCUGAAGAAAGCAGCAGUAGUGACAGUAUGUGGCUGAACAGGGAGCAGUCAAUGCACACACCAGUCAUGAUGCAGACACCUCAGCUCACCUCCACGAUAAUGAGGGAGCCCAAGAGAUUGCGACCCGACGAGAACUACAUGGGUGUCUAUCCUAUGCAGCCCGAGCACCACCAACCGCCGCUCGACUACAACACGCAAGUAACGUGGAUGUUGGCUCAAAGGCAACAGGAAGAAGCCGCGCGACAACAACAGGAGAGGGCAGCGAUGAACUACGUCAAGCUGAGAAGCAACUUGCAACACGCCAUUCGACGUGGCACAAGUCUAAUGGAAGAUGAUGAAGAGCCAAUUGUUGAAGAUGUGAUGAUGUCAUCAGAAGGGCGGAUUGAAGAUCUUAAUGAAGGCAUGGAUUUUGACACCAUGGACAUAGACCUACCACCGUCAAAGAACAGGAGAGAACGAACGGAACUAAAACCAGAUUUCUUUGACCCUGCUUCAAUCAUGGAUGAAUCGGUUCUUGGGGUGUCAAUGUUUUAAUACCAGAGCAGCAAAUAAAUCAGUGGUGAAGUCAUUUUCUAAGUGGAAGAGGAAGUUUUUCAAUACAAAAUUGUGGUAGAUACAGUGAAAUUCUGAACAGAUUUUUCUCUAAGGAGAAUGACAUGCUUUCAAGAUCAAGUGCAUUGAAGGGGCAGUUUUGUUUGCCUGAAAGAAAAAAGAAAUGUAAAGGACAAGUAAACAAUUUGAGGAUAAGCUACACUUUUUGUUGGGAAAAAAUUCAAUAUUUUAUUUAUGUGCUAUCAGUUUCUUUCUGGAUCAUAAGAAGUAUUCCCUCUGAGUUUUAAUCUUAACAGUCUGAGAGGUGUUUGGUACAGAUUUGAGCCCCUCUCUAUACAUUUGCUGGCUAUACUAAAUAAUCAUGAGCUCUGCUGGAUUGCUGUUCACGUCCAUGAGCUGUAAUCGUAGAUGGAUUGGUUUUCUCACAGUGUAGAACGAACCAGAAGAGUUGUCAGUAUUUUUAAUUAAAUGCAAACUUCAGCAACAGAAGGUUUGUAUCAAUUAAUCAUGGAAAAAAAUACAUAAAGCAGAAUUUUAACAGCUUUUUAAUCUAAAACACACUUUUUAUUCCAAAAGCUUCAUGUUAGCCUUCUCAGAAAGGUCCAUAAGCUAUAAGCUACCAGAACGUAACAGAUUUCACUCUUGCUUGCCCAUUACCAACCCUGAAAGUUUGCUUGUCCUUUAAGAAAAAUGUAAUGUUGUGAAAUUCCUUCCAGUAGUGCCACUGUAUUUUGUCUCCAAAUAAAAGAAGCUUAUUGUAGUAUGUUUGCAGAAAAAUUCUAAACAAAAAUUAUACAGCUUAUUAGAGUGUGGGAAUAGGGAUCUAAAUUUUAAAUAAAAUUAUAUAUAUAUAUAAAUUGGUGCUGAUUUUAUAAUUGCGCAGUUUGUUUAGUUUUUUCUUACUUUUAAAUUCCAACUUAAAAUUAUGAGGUUUCAGAAAUAUAUUGAAAGUUUAACAAUGUUUAAAAAUAGAAGAGCAUGAGAAUUCAUGCUUUAAAAAUGAUUUUUAAAUUUGUAUUUUAUAUUGUUUUAUCUAUCUGUCUUUGCAAGCAGUCUUCAGGUUAAAGAUACUUCUAACAGGUUACAGUACAUUUCCUCUAUAUGUAAAUUAGAUUGGAUAAUAGAAACUCAUAAACAACCCAUAAUAUUCUUUGAAAGCUAAGCUUUAAAUUUCAUUUUGUGUCCAUUCACAAAUAAAUUAAAUUUGGUCUAAAACAGAAAGUGGAUCUAUGCCAUUUUGACAUUGACUCAUUUUGCAAGGCUUAGGCAGCUAGACAUCAUUUUAAAGGAAAUAUUAACUUAUAUUACAUAUGUAUAUUUUUUGUCAGUUGUCUCUCAGUUCUCGAGGUAUAUUAUUUUAAUCAUUCCAUGCCUUAAUACGCUUGCAAUACAAGAAUCUCCCCAAAUGGGUGAAUACAAAAAGGCUUCCUGUUUUUAGACUCAGAAAUUAAACAUUCGGCUGUGGUAGCCAAAAACCAUAGAUUAUCUAAAGGAUCAUGAUAAAAUAUAAUUAUUUUACUAGGUCAUGGGGUAACAACAAAAUGAAAACUAGAUCUGCCUAACUCAUUUUACAUAAAUAAAUACUCUCAUGUCUAAAAGUACUGCCUAUAUUGUUUUCCACACCACUGCAUUUAAUAGAACUGCUGAGAGGACUGUAUAUAUGAUUUUAAACUUAAGUUGAUUUUUCUUACUCUUGAAGGAGUGUUUCUUUGUGAAAGCAGUUCUUACAGCUUUGUUUUCAACCAGCUAAAAAUGUUUUAUAUAUUUACCUUAACCUGUUGUCCUCCACAUUCUAUUGUCCUAAUUGUACUGUUUUCUGAUUUGUAUUUAUGUCUUGAGACAGUAACUUUUUGAAUAAAAAUAAACCUACAGUAUGUUGUAUGUUUGAUCUUUUUAAAUUGGGGUUAUGGGAGGACAGUGAAGAAAGGGGUAUGAGUAAUGCAAAUGUUAUGUUUAUAGAAAUCAAAAUCUUUUUCCAUGUCUUUUAAGUGUUUGUCUCAGAGUUGGGAUAAUGUAUGAAAAACUGCACUGUUUUAUAUUUGUAAUAAAUUGUACAAGUUUUUAAAAUGUGAAUAAAGCACUAAUUGGGUAAUAAUUUAAAGCAGAAAAGUUAAUGCAAUCAUGAUUGUUUUAAAUAUGCUUUAAUUUGAGAUAAACUUGUUAAAAGAAUUAGUGUAAAUACAGAGUGAGCUUUUGAAGAGGUUAGUACCUGCAAAUAAAAUUUUUAAAAUUUGUAUAGAACUUUUACAUGCCAAGAAAGCAGUGGUUAAUUAUUUUUGUGUUACAUUUUUUAAAGGUGUAUUAAUAACCUUUCUGUUGGUUUCUUUUUCCUAAUAACUAUUAUCUGAUUUUACUCAGAAUGCUUUUGAUUCUGACAUUGGAGAUGCUGUACAUAGUCCAAUGGAAAUACCAUUAAAUGUGUAUGCUACUUUCCAUUCCAUAAAUUGAUCAUACACCUGGUAAGCAUUUUGAGCUUAAUUGGCCAGAGAGCAAGGGAAUGAGGGGAAAACCCUAAACAUCCCCUCCCAUUCCCCUCUCCUCAACUACUGAGCACCUCUAGCUGGGAUUUGAAAACUCCUUUCUGGUACAAGACUUUUUAAAGCAGUGAUUUUAAAAUCUUAGAGGGAGAAAACUUUUAAUCCUUGCUGAUGUAACCUAAGGAGUUUUGGGUUGGUUUUCGUUUUAGUUAUUAUUAUUGCAAAUGUUCAUUAUUCCUGUCUCUAAAUCCUGCUGUAAGUUCAAUAGUAUCUUGUGAAAAAUUGUUUUAGUAAGUUCUAAGUUUAUAAUACAAGAAAAAUACCUUCACUAUACAAUGUAAAGUCUGUUCUAGUUAAAUUUUGGUACAAAAGCCUGUAAAUGGAAGAAAUUGGAGUUUUGAAGAGAGAGAUGAUAAAAAUGUAGAAAAAAACAAACUAUUCAGAGAAGGUGAAGCCUGUCCUCUGGUUUACCAGAGAGGCCAUAGGGAAGGUAUUGACACAGAAUGAAUUUCAAAGGAAUAGUUUCCACAUAUGCUGUAAAAAGUAUUUCUUGAUAUUAAACAACCAAAGACAAUAUGUAA